GCCUGGUGCCAAGACAGAUUGUGAUGCCGACAGUGCUUAUAAACCAGUUGAACUUGUUACGGUGCCUGCACUUGGUCCGGAAUGGCAGUUAUCUGAGAUGAAAAACAUGGCCAAGUCGGGUCGACGAGAGAUCAAGGGUGAUAAAUGGCAGGAGAAGUGGAAAGCUCGGCAUCGCAGAGAUGUAGUUCACCGAAACAUUUCUGGCCUUCUUCUUGUUUGGGUUGUGCGCCAUCUGAUGGCCAUGGUGUGUCUUCCUACUCCCCUAUGCGCCCCACUGAGUUAUUCCAGCGACUUCUUGGAAACCCUAGACGAGGGGUCUUUCUUCACUACAUCUCCAGCAGUGACCCCCGCCCUCAUGUCUACUCCCGCGUUCUCUCAGGCUACUCCAUAUAUCUCAAAUUCUGCGUCUGCUGCUGAAGCGACGUCCAAUCCUCCAGCACACCCUGAGCCACCCGCUGAAGAGCCUGCCCUGCCUCUUCUUCCGUCUGCUACCAAAACAGAAUUUUUUUGUUGACUGCUGCAGAUUAGGAGUCAAGUACGCACAACGAGCGGCUGAACCGCGUUAUUCGGAGCAAAUACGAGGCAGGUCUGCUCAAGCCGUAUGAUUAUAUCGAGGGCUACGCACGAUUGUCAAGUGUUUAUCGACAAUCGAAGCAGCAAAUGCUUCAACACUUUUUUAUCUUUCCUUUUUAGUUUAAUUCCCCGACGCGCCUCAGCGCCUUAUGCAAGAGA
Suillus clintonianus is the source of this 732-nucleotide messenger RNA. RefSeq lists its product as uncharacterized. The transcript has 3 exons. The record is from RefSeq and is a predicted model, not a curated record. The coding region runs from base 98 to 514 and encodes 138 amino acids. NCBI's taxonomy places the organism in Eukaryota, Fungi, Basidiomycota, Agaricomycetes, Boletales, Suillaceae.